AAGCAGGACCGGAAGCGGGGUAGCCGUUUUUCUCGCCGCGCGGGGAGGAGCGGCUCACGUGGGCGGAGCUCCAGCUCGCGUUCUCUGUGGAGGCGGGGUCGGCUGAAGAGGAGAUCGGGGCUCUGGUGUGGGCUUCCGCGACCCGUUCGAACAGAAGCUGUUCGUACUUGGUGCACUUUGGACUCUUGUGAUAAUUAACCAAGAGUAGCUCUAUUUGUCCAACCAAAUACCUAAAGAAGAAAGAAAAUGGCUUGUGUUGAGUUUUCUUUUCAUGUGCCAAGUCUAGAAGAGCUUGCUGGAGUUAUGCAGAUGGGGUUAAAAGAUAACUUUGCUGAUGUCCAGGUCUCUGUAGUUGAUUGCCCUGAUUUGACUAAGGAACCCUUUACCUUUCCUGUAAAAGGCAUCUGUGGGAAAACUAGAAUUGCAGAAGUAGGAGGUGUGCCUUACUUAUUGCCUCUUGUAAACCAAAAAAAAGUUUAUGAUCUGAAUAAAAUUGCAAAAGAAAUCAAGCUACCUGGAGCUUUUAUUCUUGGAGCAGGAGCAGGUCCAUUUCAAACUCUUGGGUUCAAUUCUGAGUUUAUGCCAGUUAUUCAGACAGAAAGUGAACACAAGCCUCCUGUGAAUGGAAGUUACUUUGCCCAUGUGAACUCUGCAGAUGGAGGGUACCUUCUGGAGAAAUACAGUGAGAAGCAUCAUGAUUUUGAGUGUGCAUUAUUGGCUAAUCUUUUUGCCAGUGAGGGGCAACCUGGCAAGGUAAUUGAGGUGAAAGCCAAAAGAAGAACUGGACCACUUAACUUUGUGACUUGUAUGAGACAGAACCUGGAAAAACAUUAUGGAAAUAAGCCUGUAGGGAUGGGAGGUACUUUCAUAAUUCAGAAGGGAAAAGUGAAGUCUCACAUUAUGCCUGCAGAAUUUUCUUCCUGCCCCUUGAACUCUGAUGAAGAGGUCAAUAAAUGGUUGCAUUUUUAUGAGAUGAAGGCUCCUUUGGUUUGUCUACCAGUUUUUGUCUCCAGAGACCCAGGGUUUGAUUUGCGACUGGAGCACACUCAUUUUUUUAGUCAUCAUGGAGAAGGUGGACACUACCAUUAUGACACUACUCCAGACAUAGUGGAAUAUCUUGGAUACUUCUUACCUGCAGAGUUUCUCUAUCGCAUUGAUCAACCAAAGGAGACUCAUUCAGUUGGGCGAGAUUAAAUCAGCUGAUACUUAUUUAGAAAAAGAAAUAAUUAAGGUGGCAGGUGGGAAGCCCUUUACCCUUCUGAAGUUAAACCAUAGAAGUUUGCAAUUUGCCUUUCACCAGCAUUAACAGGCUGGGCAUGGUGGCCGAAGCCUGUGGGAGGAUUUCCUGAGCCUAGGAGUUCAAGACCAGCCUGGACACCAUGGUGAGACCCUAUCUAUAUUAUUUAAAUCUUUUCUUAAAUAAAAAAAACACAAAUAUUAGCAACUGGUUGGUUAGCCAUAAUUCCUCCCUUGUUUCGAUUGCCACUUAGAAGCAAUUUGUAUUUUGCUGGUAUUUAAAAUGCAAGAGAGGGGGGAAAAACAGCAUCAAAAUGCAACACUGAAGUGAGCUUACUUUAAUUUGUAAGUGAGGCUGUUGCUGAACAUGACCACUGUACUUGCUGAAGUAUAAAAUUAUACUCACUGAUUGUAAUGGUUGACAUUUUCCUGGAUGUUCUUUGAAUAAUCAUGAGCCAAAGAUCAACUUUGUAAUGGUGCUAAUGCCAAUCUUGCUAAUGUGCAAAUUUAGGAAUUCUUUAGCACUAAGUAAAUAAUUUUCAAAUAAUAUGUUUAAUUGUCUACUUUGGAUGUUAGCUAUGUCUUAUGAGUAUACAUUCCUAUUAUUUUAAGCACUAUUUUGAUGCAAAAAAUGAAUUAAAUUUAUGAAAUAUUGUA
Messenger RNA from Saimiri boliviensis boliviensis (Bolivian squirrel monkey), 1893 nucleotides. NCBI's taxonomy places the organism in Eukaryota, Metazoa, Chordata, Mammalia, Primates, Cebidae. The record is from RefSeq and is a predicted model, not a curated record.